This is a messenger RNA of Phanerochaete carnosa HHB-10118-sp, 327 nucleotides long. RefSeq lists its product as uncharacterized. Bases 1 to 327 code for a protein of 108 amino acids. The record is from RefSeq and is a predicted model, not a curated record. Lineage: Eukaryota; Fungi; Basidiomycota; Agaricomycetes; Polyporales; Phanerochaetaceae. The transcript has a single exon.
AUGCCCAUCAUAACAGCCUCCCUUGGUCGCGCACACGACAGGCCGCUGCACGCGCUGCGCACGGCGGCAUUCACGAGCCGCGACAGCUUCGCGCCGAGCAGCCUCAUGGCAACGCCCGAGGUGUGGGACGUGAGCGAGAUUGACGUCGGGCAGGUCUUCCUCCGCGCGGUCUCGUACCGGCUGCCCGUGCGCGUGGGCCCCAACGACAAGAUCCUCGGGAGCAUCAUGCACCCCGCCGUGCGUGACUGGCAGCCAGCGCCCGAGCUUCCCACGCCAGAGAGGAGGACGGCGAAGCAGAUCGUCGUCGGCAUCCUCGCGAACGUCUGA